AUGACUACCAACGGCACCAACGGCACCAAUGGUGUCCAUGAGACGCCUGCUCCCUCACUGCACGUCGUGGACAGCCGCACCGGUCAAUACUAUGAGAUCCCCAUUGUGCACAAUGCCAUCCACGCCAGCGAAUUCAAACGCAUCAAAGCCCCCGUCAACCAGGACUACUACCCGGACCAGACGGAGAACGGCAUCCGCGUCUUUGACCCGGGCUUUUCCAACACGGCUGUCAAGGAAAGCAAAAUCACCUACAUCGAUGGCACCAAGGGCAUCAUUCAAUACCGGGGCUACUCGAUCGACGACAUUAUCAGCCAAGGGAAAUCCUUCAUUGACACCGUCCAUCUACUCGUUUGGGGGCACUGGCCUUCCCCUAUUGAAGCCAAGAAACUGCAAAUUCGUAUCGCCGACGCCAUGACUCUUGAUGGAAGUGUAUACCAAGUCAUCCGCUCAUUCCCUCCCUCCGGCUCCAUCAUGGGCAUGAUCAUCGCGGGUCUUUCUGCCCUCCAAUCCACGCAAAUGGACACUGUUCCAGCGCACGCUGCCAAGAAUCUAUAUCUCGGCAACCCAGACGCUGUCGAUGAGCAAAUCAUCACCGUCCUGGCGGCCCUGCCCAUGAUCAGCGCCAUCGCCUACUGUCACCAUCUGAACCGGCCCUUCACCCCACCCCGCCGCGACCUGUCCUACAUCGAGAACCUGUUCCUCAUGACCGGCCACGUCGACCCCAAGACUUCUCUCCCUAAUCCCCGCUACGUGGGCUACUUUGAGCGCCUCUGGGUUUUGAUCGCUGACCACGAAAUGACCUGCUCCACGGCCGCCAUGCUCCAGACCGCAUCCUCCCUCCCAGAUGCCAUCUCAUGUCUCAUCUCCGCCAUCAGCGCCAUGUACGGGCCCCUCCACGGCGGUGCCAUCGAGGUGGCCUACCGCGAUAUAGCAGCCAUUGGCUCAGUUGAUGCCUGCAAGGACAAGAUCGAGCGGGUCAAAUCCGGCAAGGAGCGUCUCUACGGGUACGGGCAUCGGGUGUACCGGGUGACGGAUCCCCGGGCCGUGCACAUUCAAGCCGUGUUGUCCGAACUCCAGGAAGAAAUCGCACAGGAUCCCUUGCUCAAGGUGGCGUUUGAGCUGAACCGUCUGGCUGCAGACGAUGAAUACUUCGUGAAGAGAAAGUUGAAGCCCAAUGCGGAUUUGUUUGCGGCGUUUACGUAUGGCGCGAUGGGCUUCCCGGAGGAGUUUAUUCUGCCGAUUUCGAUUGUGUCGCGGACGCAGGGAUUCUUGGCGCAUUGGAAGGAGGCGAUGGGUGGGACAGCACGGAUUUGGAGGCCUGGACAGGUGUAUGUGGGGGAGGUGGAUCGGAAGUUUUAG
Messenger RNA from Aspergillus ibericus CBS 121593, 1359 nucleotides. RefSeq names its product citrate synthase. Gene Ontology annotation, molecular function: acyltransferase activity, acyl groups converted into alkyl on transfer. NCBI's taxonomy places the organism in Eukaryota, Fungi, Ascomycota, Eurotiomycetes, Eurotiales, Aspergillaceae. Bases 1 to 1359 code for a protein of 452 amino acids. The record is from RefSeq and is a predicted model, not a curated record. Gene Ontology annotation, biological process: tricarboxylic acid cycle. The transcript has 3 exons.